AUAAUCAAUUUACGAAGGACUAUUAUUUCCAUACACUGAAAAAAAAGUUUUUUUAUACCAGGAAUACUGAGUUUUUUUUAGUCGAGUUUUCUUGUACGAAGUAAAAGUCAAGUUAAAUAUUUUAGAUUUAAGAAAACUGGUAUUUUAAAUCUGAGAAUACCAAGUUUUUUAACAGGACUAAAACUAAAUUCUAUGUUACCAUAGCAACCGUGACGGUGGCGCCACUAUUUUGUCAUUUCCCUCCAAUCUACAGUGUACGCGUGUUUUUUGUUUACCUCGUGUCUGAGUCUAUUUAUCUCAAUAUUUAUUUAUGUUAAUUAAAUAAUUUAUAAAUAUAAGUAUUAAUCAUUAUUAUUACUGCCCCUUACUCCAUUACUUACAUGGAUUCUUGGGUACAAGAGAAGUUGUCAGAGUGGAAUUUAUCAUCUCUCCAACAAAUCUUUGAAGAUGAAGAAGUGGAUGAAAUUGCAUUUAAAAAUCUCAACGAAGAAAUAAUUCAAAAACUAAUUAAAAAAACAGGUCCUCAGAUUAAAUUUUUAACUAGAUGGAAGAGAGAAUUUGGAGUAAUAAUAGAACCUGUUGUGGUUGAGAAUGUUGAUAGACGUCAAAGCACUUCAGAAGUUGACAUUGCUAAUUUUGAUUUGACAGUUGACGAUGACUCAAGCUUUCCAUUAUCUCUUGAAAUUGAGAAAUCUUUCGCCAUCGAAUCUCAAAAUUUUGAUUUUAGUAAAAUCGACAAUGCAGAUCUGAGUGUUGAUCUUAGGAAUCCCAUCACAGAUCUUGUUUCUGUGUUGAGAACUUCGGCGACUGGAUUAUCAAUUCUAAGUCAUUAUAAAUCGCAUAGAAAUUUACCGGAAGAUUUUAGAAACGACUUGGUAGAUUUUAUAAUUAGCAUUGAAAUAUGUACAUCUCCUGAAUUAGUGAUAUCUCCAGCUCGUUUUGUGGAACUAAGCCAAUUGAUCGUCGAUCUUUUUCCUACGGAAGUUAAGGAAACUUAUUACAUUCCCUAUAGUUACGACAAAGCUACUAAAUCAAAAAUAUUGCCAAAGGGAAAGUUUCACUCUAAAUACAAUAAUGGGUAUCGCGCUAAUUUGUUGGCUAGUGGAGCUAUUGUGAAAAAAACUGCUACGAAACGAAAACGGAAUGAAAUUUCUGGGUCUGUGCAUUUAGGUUUCACAAGUGACUUAAAGUCAGAGUUAACAGAUGAAGAGUAUGCAGAGAAAGUCAAGUGGCUGAAGGAAAACAUAGACUCUUGGGCUGAAGUGAAAAAGUUGUGGGCUGAUACAUCUAAGAAAAGGAUUUCACACUUACUCGCUGAUACCUCUAUGAAUCAUUACAUUGAGUCCUUUACAGUCCUCAAACACGUGACCAAUGGUCCCCAAUUGAUUGAUAUUGAUUUCUUAACCAUCCAUCCGAAGAAAACCUUGAAUUUAUCUCUAAAUUUCGAUUUAUUUGCAAAACAACUAGUUUCUUAUUCAAGUAAUAAAAAGAGAAAAUCGGAAGUAAUACAGCUUCUCUUAAAAAAAAUUUCAUCAUUAAGCCAGAGUGAGGAUUUAAAUUCUACAGAGCUUAAAAAAGUUUCUAUUUUGAAACUCUUGCCACUUUUACUUCCUGCACCUGGGCCUUUUCAAAGUAUAACUGGUACUUUGUCACCAUGGCGACCGAGUAAAGACGAAGUUCAAAAAGGAUUUAUACUGCACGUUAAAGAUGAAUUAGAUUUAAGAGCUGAAUUAAAAAAUCGUAGAGAUAAUUUAAAAAACUAUGGUUUAACGGAACAACCGAUUGUUUCAGUUGUUGGUAUGAGUAAAAUAGAAUCAUAUAACGUCCACGUUAACAACAUUACUUAUCAGCUUGCGUCAGUUCUUGAAGCUGUAGAUAUUGCUUUCAAAAGUUUUUACGCUUUUCAAUUAUCAUACCCAAAAGAAUCAGAGUAUUCUUGGAUGGUUCUUCAACAAAAAAUUUAUGGCAUUAAAGGAGAGAAAGACGGACCAGUAUUGCCGUGUAUCCGUACUUUUAUAACAGAUUUGAAUAACUGUAAAGUUUAGUCUUAUUUAUUAUUAAUUUAAAUUAUUUUUAAUUGUCCUUAUCUUCUCAUUUGUUUUAAAGUUUUUUUAAUAAA
Messenger RNA from Cotesia glomerata, 2119 nucleotides. RefSeq lists its product as uncharacterized. The record is from RefSeq and is a predicted model, not a curated record. Bases 381 to 2045 code for a protein of 554 amino acids. NCBI's taxonomy places the organism in Eukaryota, Metazoa, Arthropoda, Insecta, Hymenoptera, Braconidae. The transcript has 7 exons.